Trametes versicolor FP-101664 SS1 is the source of this 2352-nucleotide messenger RNA. RefSeq names its product TrkH-domain-containing protein. The transcript has 17 exons. NCBI's taxonomy places the organism in Eukaryota, Fungi, Basidiomycota, Agaricomycetes, Polyporales, Polyporaceae. The record is from RefSeq and is a predicted model, not a curated record. Gene Ontology annotation, cellular component: plasma membrane. Gene Ontology annotation, biological process: potassium ion import across plasma membrane; intracellular potassium ion homeostasis. The coding region runs from base 1 to 2352 and encodes 783 amino acids. Gene Ontology annotation, molecular function: high-affinity potassium ion transmembrane transporter activity.
AUGUUUUGGAGAUGUGUCAAAGCAAGCGUCAACUUUUACCGGCUUCAUUUUCUCGCAUUCACCGUCGUUCCUCUAGUGGGGGCUACGAUUCUUUGGGCUAGCAACGGAGAAUUUUACAUCAAAUUCAUCGACUCGCUGUAUAUUUCCGUCAGCGGCGCGACCGGGACCGGACUUGUCACGGUAGAUCUCAGCGCCUUGACAAUAUGGCAGCAGGUCGUCCUUGUCAUCCUCGAACUGAUUGGGAAUCAAGCUUUUGUGGCCUGGGUAGUUGUUCUCGUGCGGAGAUGGUACUUCCUCCGCAAUCUGCGACAUAUCGUGUCUGCCGAGAUGGAACGAGACCACACCACACAGUGCCCCCAGGAUGUCUCGCCCUCACUCCGACAUAUCCGUGAGACGUUGGCGCGAUUCAAGGAGGCGCAACAUGCGAAUGACGGCACCGCUCGGACGACUCCCUUCCCCUCUCGGGGAUCCAGCCAGAAUCGAGGCUUGAAAACUGGACUCCGCGCGGACAUGGUGCGGAGGCUGGACGUCGCACCGCAUCCUAUCGACCCUAUGGGAUCGCAGGCACGCAGAGUAUCAACUGAUCGGCUUGCCGAAGCGAGUGGUAUCGAUGUACUCAGCAGCGUGGCCAGCCGUCGGUCGCGUCGAACAUCCAUUCUCUCCGCUCCUCCGCCAGUACAUCAGGAGGAUGAGUUUGGAGGCCUUCCUAGCAUCCAGGACAUGUUGACUUCCCUCGCGCGCAAAAUCUCUCCGCGUCUAGAACGCCGCCUGAAGCGCACAUUGACGGUGCCGCGAACGGAAACACUGGUGCCUCAGGCCGCCGGAGCAGUCACCGAAGAUGCAAACGCCCCUGUCAAACGUGUUCCAUACCUCAGCUUUAGUGCUACCGUCAAACGCAACUCGUCAUUUUACGGUCUCACGACGGAGAACAUUGAGGAACUGGGCGGCGUGGAGUAUCGCGCGUUGUGUUCGCUGUCAUGGGUCAUACCAGCGUAUUAUCUAGGGUUACUUGGUGUCUCGUUCAUCGUGACGGCGCCGUACAUGUCCAUGCCGAGAUGGCAAGAGAACUACCUACCGCCUCUUCAGCACAAGGUCAUCAAUUCUGUGUGGUUCUCGGCCUUCCAGAUCGUGGGCGCCUGGGCAAAUACCGGAAUGUCCCUUGUAGACCAGAACAUGGUGCCUUUCCAGACGGCAUACCCAAUGAUCAUAUUCAUCGUGAUUUGCGUGCUCGCGGGGAAUACAUGUUUGCCUAUAUUCCUCCGUCUCUUCAUCUGGCUUCUGACGAAGCUCCCCGGCCGAUCGCGCACGAAAGAGUCAUUGCACUUCCUGCUCGACCAUCCGCGGCGGUGCACGAUCUACCUCUUCCCCUCUCGGCAGACAUGGCUCUUGCUCGGGACCGUCAUGCUUCUCAACUGCACGAAUCUGUUCUUCUAUCUGGUGCUGGAUAUCGGGAACGAUGCGACGGACUCGCUGCCGUUUGGAGUCAAGUUCGUCGAUGCGGUGUUGGAUGCCGCUGCGUGCAGGAAUGCAGGGUACCAGCCGAUCCCAAUGUCAAGCCUGAUGCCCGCCGUGCAGGUCCUAUCCGUGGUCAUGAUGUACAUCGCGAUCUACCCGAUAGCCAUGAGCGUGCGCUCCACGAACGUAUAUGAGGCGAAUUCGCUUGGGGUCUACGAAAGCGAUAACGAGGACGACGAGAUCAACGACGAUGCGCACUGGGACCGGCCGUCCGAAUCGCGCGUCGCGAUCUGGGGCCGGUACCUGAUGCGGCACGCUCGCAGACAGCUGUCGUUUGACAUGUGGUGGCUGGCCGUCUCGCUCUUCCUUCUCUGCAUCAUCGAGCGCCCCAACCUCACGGACACCAGCAAGCAGUCGUAUUUCAACAUUUUCGCGUUGCUCUUCGAACUCGUCUCUGCGUACGGCACUGUCGGCCUGUCUCUCGGGAUCCCAGGCUUCAACUACUCCCUCUCCGGGGAGAUGCAUACGCUCUCGAAGCUUAUCGUCUGCGCGGUCAUGCUCCGCGGGCGCCACCGCGGACUGCCCGUCGCGCUCGACCGCGCCGUGCUCAUGCCGAGCGAGUUCCUCGUCAUCCACGCCGGCAGCCAGCAACAAUCCGACGACGGUCAGGGAAUGAACGAGAAGGAGAGCGAGGACGGGCGCAUGGGCCACAUGCAGGUGCUGCACGACCCAGACGAGCUCGCGACGCGCAUGCGUCUGCGCACGCGGACGAUCAGCCUCAUCGUGGAGGAGCGGCGCGAGUCCCCGGGGAAGGAGGCUGGGUGGGCGCCCGACCGGGUGCCGGAGGAGAGCCGCGAUGCGAGUGUGGGGAGCGCGGGGAGCGAGCGGAAUGUGUGA